Messenger RNA from Diabrotica balteata, 845 nucleotides. NCBI's taxonomy places the organism in Eukaryota, Metazoa, Arthropoda, Insecta, Coleoptera, Chrysomelidae. The record is from the annotation of a GenBank genome assembly.
GAUGAAUUUUAUGACAAACAGGUAUAUACUUCGGUCUGAAACUAGGAAUAUGUUGCGAUUAAAUGGUUCUAUUAUAUGGGUUCUUGCAGUUUUGAUGCAGGGGGGUUUAAUAACAGCUGCUACAUUUGCUCCAACGAAAAAUUCUAACUUAUCAUGUGACACGGAAUAUGCUUAUUAUCCUGAUCCAAACGAUUGCAGCGCAUUUUAUCAAUGUAUAGGUGGCAUGAAACAACACAUGGAGUGCGUUUUUCCACUCCUCUGGGAUAACCAUGUACAAGGAUGUGAAGAAGAGUCAGACUGUUCACAAGUAAUUUCAACAACUACCGGCGAACUAACUUCAACACAAGUAAUUUCAACAACUUCCGUCGACCAAACUUCAACCCAAGUAAUUUCAACAACUUCCAGCCAAUUUGCUUCAACUCAAGUGGUUUCAACAAAUUCUCCAACGGCAAUAUGUAAAGAUGGUGACGUAAGAAGUGACAUCCAGAGUUGCCAAAUGUUUUAUUGUUGUGAAAAUAACCAAUGGUCUGGUCCAAAGAAAUGUCCUUCUAGCCUAUACUGGAGUGAAAAUAGAAAAGGCUGUGUUAAAUAUUCCGAAUCAGACUGUACACUGACUACAACAAAGAACAAAAUGUAUUACUCAAAUAGCUGACGAGGCAACUGAGCCAGAUGAACAGAUCAGGAUUAUACAUACUUUGCAGCUUAUUUUUGUUUGAACAUUAAACUUUAAUUUAAAUAUUAAUUGUUAAUUAAAACCGUUUUUAUGAUCUAAUGAUGAACUAUGUUUUUGCAUUCUGGUUGUAAAAUAUUUUAUAUUAAAUAAAUUAAAUAAAAAACAAUGUAGA